AUGCAAGAUGUAACCUUUCAGGACUACAUACGCAAUCUACAGACCAUCAUCGUCCCGGCCUUGAUCGUCGAGGAUGAUACAACUAAACGGUCUAGCGGAAGCGUCACCGAUGUCCACAGUAAGGUUUACCCCCGAACCGUACGCCGAUGGGACGAGUUUCCUCUCCUCUGCGAAAAGCAGUUCGACGACAUGGCCAAGAAGAACCUCUCACCCAAUUCGAGAAAAGACGAGAAGGACAUCGUACCCUUCAUCCGCGCCUACGCCGAACGACCUGCUAUGGUGAUAGUGAACAAGUUUGCCGCGACGCAUAAGCUCCUCCAAGGCACCGAGCUUCAGUUCCACAACAACGCAUAUGGCCUUCAUCCCAAACUAGUUCAGGGCGACGGGAAGAGCCUGCCGCCACCCAAUAAGAAGAGAUCUCCGGACCGCCCAACUAGCCUAGCCCCCGACCGAUGGGCAGUCCACAUCACCCAAAAAACCAACAUCGAAACAACAGCUCUGGUGGAGUAUAGAUACGCUGCGUCGGGGGAAUGCAUGGUCUUUCUCACUAUCCCGUUUAAUACCCCCGACGUCUUGCUUAUCCACCUUUGCGAUAAAUCUCCUACCGAUAUGCCGUCACUCAGCCAAUCACACGCUGUACAGCUAGCCACGCUCGGCCUGCUCGCCCUCAAAGCCGAUAUCCCCCCUGCUCAGUGGAUCCUCAACGCGGAGCAGACCCUCCCACGGUGGCCGUCGCCCAAGGAGAGAAAGGAUAACCAGCCAGGCGCUGGUGUCGCCAUUACGGGAGACGCUGCCCCCUCCCUUCCUCCUCCUCUACCUGACGACACCCCCGCUUCUUGUCGCAGCAUUAUAAAGGGAAAAUGGGACGAAUGUGAUGAUGAUGAGGAUACCAACGACAAUCGUCCAACAGCAGCUAUGGCGAAGCGAAAGAGAGAGGAACCAAGACCCACAGCGCUGCCUUCUUCCCACAAUAAUGGCGGCGGCGGCAAGUCAUCUUCCCACCAGCGCGGUGGGCCCGAUACUGAGCAAUACUGCACGCAAGCUUGUCUGCUCGGGCUCCGUCGUAAGGGCCCUCUUGAUCCCAACUGCCCAAACACACCUGUACAUAGCAGCAAACAGGGCUACCUAUCGCACCGCCCCAUCUCAGCAUCCGAGCUAUGCCUGCGUGUUCGGGACCGGCUCUCCCGUAAUCUCGACGACGGCUGCGAGUGCCUGGACAAAUACGGCAUGUUUGGCGCAACGGGUGUCUUGUUUGAAUUAACCGACCCGACAGCUGAUGCCAAUACCCUUACGGACGAGGCGUGGAUUUACUCGCACUGCCUGGACUUCCAGGGGAUCUGGAUCCCCGUCUACCUGGGUAACAUCGAACUCGUCUACCACUACCCGCUCCGCAGCGCCGCCGCCGCGACCCACAUGAUGCUCCUCUCCUGGGCCGGCACGACGCUCUGCCACCGCCCGCCGCCGGCUGGGGAUCAUGGUGAUCGAUUUUCACCUCUCUUUCGUGUAUGCCGCGCCUAA
Molecule: messenger RNA, 1518 nt
Organism: Lasiosphaeria miniovina
Lineage: Eukaryota; Fungi; Ascomycota; Sordariomycetes; Sordariales; Lasiosphaeriaceae
Exons: 4
Coding region: 1-1518 (505 amino acids)
Source: RefSeq, a predicted model, not a curated record